Messenger RNA from Eptesicus fuscus (big brown bat), 2607 nucleotides. RefSeq names its product nucleolin-like. The transcript is spliced from 8 exons. Gene Ontology annotation, molecular function: RNA binding. Bases 167 to 1162 code for a protein of 331 amino acids. Lineage: Eukaryota; Metazoa; Chordata; Mammalia; Chiroptera; Vespertilionidae. The record is from RefSeq and is a predicted model, not a curated record.
UACUGGGCAGGCUCAGUCUUUCGCCUCAGUCUCGAGCUCUAGCUGGUAGCGAGACGUACGCGCUCCGGUUCUUCAGUACCAGCGGCCGCCAUCGUCGCCGUUUGAUUCCUUUGGGCACAUCUACGCCAUUCACCCGCCACACACUCCACCGUCAUUAGCCGCCGGCAUGGUGAAGCUCGCAAAGGCUGGUAAAAAUCAAGGUGAGUCCAAGAAAAUGGCUCCUCCUCCAAAAGAGGUAGAAGAAGAUAGUGAAGAUGAGGAAAUGUCAGAUAAAGAAGAUGAAAGCAGUGGAGAAGAGGUUAUCAUUCCUCAGAUAAAAGUCAAGAAGGCUACAACUCCAGGAAAGAAGGUGAUGGUUCCCCCAACAAAAAAGAUUGCAGUUGCCACCCCUGGCAAAAAGGCAGCAUUUACACCAGCCAAAUCAUUAGCCACACCUGGUAAGACGGGAGGCACACCAGGUAAAUCAUUGGUAGCAACCCCUGGACAGGGAGCAGCCACCCCAGCCAAGGGAGCAAAGAACACCAAGAAGGAAGAUAGUGAUGAGGAUAAUGAUGACAGUGAAGAGGAGGAGCAUGACGAGGAGAAUGAGGAUGAAUUUCAGCCAGCAGUGAAGAAAGCUGCUGCUGCUGCUGUUACUGCCUCAGAUGAUGAGGAUGAUGAUGAAGAAGAUGACUCUGAAGAAGAACCUAUGGAGAUUGCACAAGCCAAAGGCAAGAAAGCUCCCAUAAAAGCUAUUCCUGUGAAGGCUAAGAGCACAGCUGAGGAUGAAGAUGAAGAGGAUGAGGAAGAGGAGGAGGAAGAACCUGUCAAAGAAGCACCUGGAAAAGGAAAGAAGAAAAUGGCCAAACAGAAGGCUGCUCCUGAGGCCAAGAAACAGAAAGUGGAAGCCACAGAACCAACUACGGCUUUCAAUCUCUUUGUUGGAAACCUGAACUCUAGCAAGUCUGCUCCUGAAUUAAAAACGGGUAUCAGUGAUGUUUUUGCUAAAAACGAUCUUGCUGUUGUGGAUGUCAGAAUUGGUGUGUCCAGGAAGUUUGGCUAUGUGGAUUUUGAAUCUGCUGAGGACCUGGAAAAAGCCUUAGAACUCACUGGUUUAAAAGUCUUUGGCAAUGAAAUUAAACUAGAAAAACCAAAGGGAAAAGACAGUAAAAAAGAUGUUUAAAUUGAUUUUGAGGCCGCAGCGUGAGGAGCUGCCGCCAUGUCUGCCCACCUGCAAUAGAUGAUGGUGCAGAACUGCUCCAGCUUCCUGAUCAAGAGGAACAAGCAGACGUAUAGCACCGAACCCAAUAAUCUGAAGGCCCACAACUCCUUUCACUACAAUGGGUUGAUGCACCACAAGAUGGUGGGCGUGGAGCCGGCUCCCAACGGCAAAGGGGUGAUGGUCAUCAUGAAGCGAAGAACCAGCCAGUGAGAGCCGGCCACCGCCUACGUGCGCACCACCAUCAACAAGAACGCCCGGGCCACCCUGAUCAGCAUCCGGCACAUGAUCCGCAAGAACAAGUACCACCCGGAUCUGCGCAUGUCCAGUGCCGUCUUGUGCAGCCAGAAGCCCAUGAUGGUGAAGAGGAAGCAGGCCCGCCCUACCAAGAGCUCCUGAGCACCCUCCCCCUAAACAAAGGUAUCAGCCAGCUCUCCUCAAAAAAAAUAAAAAAUAAAAAAUAAAAAAAAUUUGAUUUUGAGAGAGGAAGAGGGAGAGAGACAUCCAUCAAUCGGCCACUGGGGAUCAAACCUUACAACCCAGGCUUGUGCUUUGGCCCAGCCAACUGAGCUACACUGGCCAGGGCUGCUCAUGACUUUAAAUUAAAAACUGCCCACUGGUGUGGCUCAGUGGAUGAGCAUUGACCUAUAAGCCAGGAGGUCACGGUUUGAUACCCCAUCGGGGGCAGGCGUACAGGAGGCAGCCAAUCCAUGAUUCUUUCACCACUGAUGUUUCCAUCUCCCUCCCUCUGCCUUCCUCUCUGAAAUCAAUCAAAAUAUAUUUAACCCUUUGCACUCGGAUGUCGAGUGUGACUCAAUACGGUUAGCAGUAGAAUAAAGGAAUCGAAAACAAGCGAGUGUAAAGGGUUAAAAAUAUGUAUAUAUUUUGAUUUUAGAGAGGAAGGGAGAGACAUCAAUGAUGAGAGAGAAUCAUGGAUUGGCUGCUUUUGCAAGCCCCCCACUGGGGAUCGAGCCUGCAACCCAGCAUGUGUCCUUGACUGGAAUCAAAUCUGGUACCCUUCAAUCCAUAGGCUGAUGCACUAUGCAUGGAGCCAAACCAGCUAGGGCAAAAAAAAUAUUUUUGAAACUGCUAAGCACCUACUAGGUUGAGUUGUAAGUAUCUAGCACAUAGUUUGAUGUCAGGUGUGACAGGAGCGUGUCUUGCUACUGUUGUAUCGCCAUACUGUUAGUGUCUUUCUUGUAAGUAUAUAGGACCCCAAAUUAUUUCCUAAACCAGUGGUUCUCAACCUGUGGGUUGUGACCCCUUUUGGGGGUCAAACGACCCUUUCACAGGGGUUCCCUAAGACCAUGGGAAAACACAUAUUUCUGAUGGUCUUAGGAACUGAGACACCACUCCUCUCUCCAUCUCCAGGUGGGUCCACACACACAUGCAGAUACGCCCACAUAGGA